UUGAUUUUUCAAGAAACAUGAAUAGAAGAAGACGUAUCAAUCCAAAGGAUGAUGCCAGAUAUUAUGUCAGCACUGGAAAGGACAAACCAGGAUUUGAUGUAAAACACAUAAGUGUUUUCAAAGGUCGUGGGAUCUUCACUACUGCCCCAUUCGAAAAAGGGGACUUCCUACUAGAGUACCAAGGUCAACUCAUUACCCAUCAGGAAUGUGAGAGGAGGCAGAGGAUCUACCAUGACAGCCUUAAGGACUUCAUGUUCAAGUUCCGUUUUGAUGGAAAACUCUGGUGUGUUGAUGCGGCUAAAGAGGACGGGACCUUGGGCAGACUGGCCAACGAUGACCAUGUAAACCCGAAUGCAAAGAUGAAGUACAUUAUGGUUGAAGGAAAGCCCCAUCUGUGCUUGUUUGCAAAACAUAGUAUAAGCCCUGGAGAGGAGAUCACAUAUGAUUAUGGUGAUUCAGACUGGCCAUGGAGAUAUAAGGAUGAUGCUGCAGGGACCCAUGGCAGUGAAAUGGUGGACAAGCCCCAUGACACUAAGAUGGCAGCAGGGACCCAUGACACUGAGAGGGUGGACAAGCCCCAUGACACUAAGAUGGCAGCAGGGACCCAUGACACUGAGAGGGUGGACAAGCCCCAUGACACUAAGAUGGCAGCAGGGACCCAUGACACUGAGAUGGUGAACAAGCCCCAUGACACUGAGAUGGCUGCAGGGUCAUGUCCAGAUCCAAGGAAUCCCAGCAGGGUUGGAAAGUGUAAAAAUCAUCACCUUGUGCUCACAACAGUAGCCACCCUGGAUAAGUGCAUUCAGUGUGUGGGACCUGUAUCAUCGUUGAAGUGGUUAGGCUAUGAAUGCAAAGUGUAUGAUUAA
Molecule: messenger RNA, 866 nt
Organism: Scomber japonicus (chub mackerel)
Lineage: Eukaryota; Metazoa; Chordata; Actinopteri; Scombriformes; Scombridae
Exons: 6
Coding region: 18-866 (282 amino acids)
Molecular function (GO): protein binding
Source: RefSeq, a predicted model, not a curated record